AUGCCUUUUAAAUUGAUCUUCAUAGAACACAGUCUUUAUCCAAAGAGUACUACAAUGCCUUCUUUAAGAUCGACGUUGUUCCCCAGUCAAGUUUCUAAUUGCAUGUCCAUGAAGUCGAGGUCAUAUUGGCAAAAGACAGAAGAACGAAAAGUGUCGGUGUGGACAGCGUGCUCUCCAGCAAUUGACCUUGAAAUUGUGUUUAAGAGGAAGGUGCCACAAAGUUUCCUUGAGUCAUCAAAAAUAAACGCAGCCGAAUUGAGAUUAUCGUAG
Molecule: messenger RNA, 270 nt
Organism: Acaulospora morrowiae
Lineage: Eukaryota; Fungi; Glomeromycota; Glomeromycetes; Diversisporales; Acaulosporaceae
Source: the annotation of a GenBank genome assembly